Messenger RNA from Naegleria fowleri, 399 nucleotides. RefSeq lists its product as uncharacterized. The transcript has a single exon. NCBI's taxonomy places the organism in Eukaryota, Heterolobosea, Eutetramitea, Acrasida, Naegleriidae. The record is from RefSeq and is a predicted model, not a curated record. Bases 1 to 399 code for a protein of 132 amino acids.
AUGUCGCGAUUUGCUGUGGAAGAAGUUCUCAAGAGCGAAGAGGCUAUCCAGGAAGCAACAAAACACUUGCUAAAACCAAAACCAACAAGGGACAAAACAACACCUGAACCCGAAGCAAAGCAUCAUAAGAGUUCCUCAGAACACCCAUCGUCCAAGUCCUCAAAAAUUGUUUGUACUCCCAAAAAGCAAAGUUUUGUCUUGUAUCCUCACCAUCACUCAUCAAAUGGAGAGCCACAUCAAAAUUAUUCCUCCAAACGCGAUUUAUUUCCAAAACUGACAAGUUUUAAUUUAUUUUUAAAGAAAAUGAAUGAAAUUUCACUAUCAGAGGAAAGACACAAUAGAAGUCCAACAUCCAUGAGCCAUAUAUCGAAUGAUUCCUCUCGCGUGGAAAACCAGUGA